GUUUUCAUAAUAACACUCUAUACUCUAUACACUCUAUAGCUUAAAUGUCUGUGUUUGUCCAUUUAAUAUAUAUUCCCUCAUUAUUAACUGUUUUUCACAGUGUGCAGCAGAGCCAGAGGCAGAAUGUUUAUGAGAACUUCAUGCAGGAGCUGGAGCCGGGUGGCAGCAGUAGUGGUGGUGCGCUGGCGGACGCUCUGCAGGCGUGGGAGUGUGACGGGGAGCAGGGUGAGAGCAGCAGCGGAUCUCUGGGCUCUCUGGAGCAGAUGGAGCUGCUGUUUGAGAAAGAACAGGGCGUAGUGCGCAGGGCCGGCUGGCUGGCCUUUAAACCGCUCAUCAGCCUGCGUAAGGAGCGCAAACUGGAGCUGGUCGCACGCCGCAGGUGGAGGCAGUACUGGGUCACACUAAAAGGCUGCACACUGCUGCUGAGUGAGGCCAAUGGUAAAGGCUGCCCGGAGCAGGAUGCCAGCCCACGUUACGCCCUGCAGGCAGAGGACAGCAUCGUACAGGCCGUCCCAGAGCACCCCAAGAAGGAGCACGUCUUCUGUUUGAGCAAUGCUUUCGGAGAUGUCUACCUGUUUCAGGCUGCUAACCAAACUGACCUGGAGAACUGGGUGACAGCCAUCCACUCAGCCAGCGCCUCACACCUGGCCAAGCGUCAAGGCAAAGAGGACACAGUGCGGUUGCUGAGGAGCCAGAGCAAAACCCUGCUGCAGAAGAUCGACAUGGACAGCAAAAUGAAGAAGAUGGCUGAACUGCAGCUGACUGUCAUCAGUGAUCAGAAGAACAGGAAGGCUGUGGAGAGUCAGAUCCAGCAGUGGGAGCAGAACCUGGAGAAGUUUAACAUGGAGCUUUUCCGAAUGCGCUGUUAUCUGGCCAGCCUGCAGGGCAGCGAGCCGCCCAACCCAAAGAGCCUGCUGGCUGCUGCCGGACGCCCAUCCAAGAUGGCUCUCAGCCGUUUGGGAAUAUUCUCUGUCUCAUCUUUCCAUGCCCUGAUGUGCACUCGUGACGAGGCCACUCUGAAAAGACGUUCUCGCUGCCAGUCUCGAGGUGUUCGGAGUAAGCGGGGCAUUUUCUCCUCUCAGAAAGGCCUGGACAGUCUGACCAGACGAAACCACGAAAAGAGACAGUCCCUGUCCCAGAUAUUUGAAGGACAUCCCCCUGCAACUCUCUGUCAUCCAGCAAUGCAGAGCGGCUCUGAGCAGAGACUAGAUGGUUUGGCCAAACUGCAUUCCACAGCACCCCCUGAAGGACAUUCCUGGGACUGUCCUGUUGAGACCUUGAUGUUGGUGUCCAUGCCUGAUGGCCAGGCCGACAGUGUUCCUGUGAAGCAGGAUUUCCUGGUGGCUGACCUGCUCUGCUUGGCCUGCAAGGGGAGACAGUUGGACCCAGUGUUCCAUUGCUUACGUGUGAAGAGGCAUUUGGGUCAGGACAUGGAGUCCUUCACACCAGCUUCCACUGAUCUACUGAGAGAGCUAGUGUUUGAUGAACUCGAGGUUUGUCCUCUUAAUGUGUUCACCUUAAACAUGUCACGUCCUAACACAGCUAUGGAUUUUGGGUUCGCAGUAACGGGACAUGUGGACGGCUUAAGGCGAAGCCACAUCUACGUUAGUGAGGUGCAUCCAGAAGGCCUGGCGUUCACUGAAGGGCUCAGGGCUGGAGAUGAGAUCCUGGCUGUGAAUGGUGCGAGUGUGUCCACUCUAGAUCUGGGCCUCAUACACACCUUCUUCAGCCAGAACACUCUUCGGUUGGUCCUGCGGCGUGAGGAACCCCUAUCAGACGAUCAGGGCAGCUCAUGGCCCGAGUGUGACCCUGCUGACCCCUACUGCCCUCCUCCACCCCCCAACCACGCACAGCUGGGUUCCUCAGACAUGUGUCAGUUCCUGGAGGUUCCAGGAGAUUCGGUGGUGCCUCUUUCUGAGGAGGUGCGUGACAAGGCUGAGGGCCGCAGAAAGAGUGUGGAGACAACGUGCACAAUGUACCAGCCCUUCCCAGAAGAUCCAGGCCUGUCUGUGGAUGGCUAUAGAAACCCGUACUCCACCGACAGCGGCCCUGCUAGGGGCAGCCCGCGACACAUGUCCGUCACAGAGAGACUGCGCAAGGUCAUUCAGGAGCUGGUUGACACAGAGAAGUCGUACGUGAAGGACCUAGGUUGUCUGUUUGAAAUCUAUCUGAAGCCUUUAGAGAGACAGACGUUCCUCAGCCAUGGAGAGAUGGAGUCUCUGUUCGGCAGUCUGCCAGAGAUGCUGGACUUCCAGAGGAUUUUCCUGCAGACGCUGGAGGAGAGAACCACCUCAUCUCCAGACUUCAGGACACUGGAGACACCAGAGCAGCUUAGGAAACUGCUUUUCUCUCUGGGUGGAUCCUUCCUGUACUACGCGGACCACUUUAAGCUCUACAGUGGCUUCUGUGCCAACCACAUCAAAGUCCAGAAAGUUCUAGAACGAGCAAAGACAGACCGGGCAUUCAAAGAGUUCUUGGAGGCGAGGAACCCCACCAAACAGCACUCGUCCACGCUGGAGUCCUACCUCAUCAAGCCUGUACAGAGAGUGCUCAAAUACCCUCUGCUGCUGAAAGAGCUGGUGUCCCUGACUGACCCCAACAGUGAGGAGCACAGACAUCUCACAGAAGCAUUGAGGGCAAUGGAGAAGGUGGCCAGCCACAUCAAUGAGAUGCAGAAAAUCUAUGAAGACUACGGCACUGUGUUUGACCAGCUGGUGGCAGAGCAGAGCAGUACAGAGAAAGAGGUGACAGAGAUUUCAAUGGGAGAGUUCAUCAUCCACAGGUCUGCGCUCUGGCUGAACCCCAUGCCCUCGUUGGGCCGCAUGAGGAAAGACCCUGAACUUACACUCUUCAUCUUCAAGAGAGCAGUUAUUUUGGUGUAUCGUGAGAGCAGCAAGCUGAAGAAAAGGAUGCAGACCAGCUCCCGCUCUGGAGAUCUGGACCCCUUUAAAUUCCGCUGGCUCAUUCCUGCCUCGUCUGUACAGGUUCGCCCUGGAAACUCAGCAGGAUCUGAGGAUCCUUGUCUUUGGGAAUUAGUUCACACUAAGUCGGAAGUAGAAGGAAGACCAGAAACAGUCUUUCAACUCUGCAGCAGUAGUUUGGAGAACAAGGCCAAUGCAGUGAAGGCCGUCCGCUCCAUCCUGAGAGAAAAUUCCAAAAGGAACGUUCCAGCUGAAAGAGGAUCCAGAGAUAAUCUGACAUUUCCCAGGAGGAGCCACCCAGCAGCAGUCAGAACCAGCUCCUGGCUCCAGAGGCUCCAGCCACAGACAGAUGGACUUAAGCGCAGUCCACUGGAUUCAGAAGAGGGCAGACUUGGUGGAGAUACACAUUCAGAACCUGCAUGUGCUCCCAGAAAUGAAAGCUCCUCUCUUAGCAAGAGGGCCAGGCUGUGCUCCCUGACCGGCUCGCUGGAGGCUCAGCUUCAGAGACUGAGCUUCAUGGACCCACAGGAAGCCACCCACAAGAGCUCUGGCGGCCUGCAAUCCAGUCAGUUGACCCUGCUGAAGGAUACAUCUGCAGUGGGCCUCAACAACCCGCUGGCUAGAGACUGCAGCAUACAGAACCUGAGCUCUGUCGCAAAUGAAGACUGCUUCUAUGAUACGGUUAUGGGCAUCCAGAAAGCUGCCAUCCCCACACUGUAGAUACAUAAGGGUUCAUCAGUUCUGGUCCUGGAGGGCCUUAGUCCAGCAGUUUGGGAAUUUCCCUGCUCAAACAUACUCAUAUCCAAUAUCUUUUCUCUAAAAACUUCUCAACUUCAAAAUUAGCAAUUUUUAUCGAAGCACUUCACUUAAAUUGAGCAUCUGAAAGUAGACUAUCAUGCUCAAACUGUCCACGCCCUCUACUACACCACAGAAAGAAAUAAUAAUAGCAUCACCUCACACAGAGUGAGUGAAUACUAUUUAGAGUUGAAGAGAAUAAUCGUUUCUAUAUCAAAAUUGCUAUUUGAAAAACUUUCCAAAUUGCAAGAGGUGCAGUUUUAAUUAUAGCCCACAUUAUCAACAAUAUUGGCUCAGGUUUUAAGUGGGGGAGUUUGACUUAAGAACACAAAGCUGUAAACUGCCAUAGAUGAGUUAGACCUGGUGGUUCCCAACACAGUCCUCAGGGCCCCCUAGACGCCCCACAUUUUUCUUUCAUUCCUGUUUAUCCAAAAAUGUAGACUGUCUGGGUGGCUCUGGGGACCAGUUGUGAGAACCACUACGUUAGAUCCAUUAGAAGCAGCCAAAUAACCAACAGGUAGAACACUACAUUUAACGUUCGAGCCUCGAGUCAGAAUCAGUGGGUGUUCUGGUCUUCUUGGCAAAAUAACAGGCCUGGACCUUAAUUUAUAGAAAAUAGGCAUAAUAUAAAUCACACUCAUAAUAUGGGUCAGAAAAAUUGUUCAGCUCUUUCAGUGCUAUUUCAGAGCAGAUUUGUUACAGAAUUGGAUUAUUAAUAAUUUUUUUUUCUCCAAUAUCUGAUUCUGCACUUUCUGCUCAUAUCAUUCUGAUAUUGACACCCAUCAAUACGGAUAUGGCACCACUGAAAAACAGUUAAUUGUUUACCUAAAACAAAGUGCGCUACAGUUCUCUGCAAUGUUCAUAUGAUCCACAUGGUCAUUCCGACAGAUUGCAGUACACUACGUGAAGCACAGGGGCGACAGGGCCUCUAUUGUUUGAUUCCACCGUAAAAGAAGUUGCCACACAGAUUUAUCAACUUUGUAACUGUAAGAUCCAUUCUUUCCUACAAGGCAUGACGGUUUGAUUAAAUGUCUAAAAGUCAAUAGAUUCAUCAAUUACAGAAAUAAUAAUUAGAAGCAGCUCCAGAUCCCAGGUGUAGUGGGUGUGUUUGAGCAGGUGACUGUGUAGCCUCACAAGGCCAGACGUGAUCUCAUAGUGGGAAUGUCUAGAGACAAACAUUUGAAAUUUUGGGCUAAAUGUAGGAGGGAGUGUAGACUGAUUAAGGGGGAAACAACCUGGGUGUGAUGUUUCUAAACCUGGUGAGCAUUAACCAACAGACAACAAGCCCGUAGUUAGCCCAUGGAUGUAAUAAUGCUAAAAAAAUCCCACAAAAAAUCAUGUGGUAAAAAGAAACCUCUUGCAAGGGAAGACAGUUGAGGUAGCGUAUCUGUAGCUAUCUUGUUUUGUUUGUGUUAUUGAUUGUAUUGACAUUAAAAGAACACAGACUGUGCAGAGGGGGUAUUUACAGAGUCCUGCUGGUGAGAUCCGAUUUAAAUAAAAAUAGUGUGUGGCCUUAUUAAUGCGUUGCAAUGAGAUCCUAACGCGUGGCCAUGACUUAGUAAGGCAUAGGAAUGAGAUAAUUAAACUGUGGCCACCACUUAGUAAGGCGUGGGAGCAUGAUCAUGCCUUACUACAUUAGGAUCUUGUUCUCACGCCUUACUGAGUCGUGGCUACGCAUUAUUUUUAUGUAUACAGGAUGUCACCAGCGGAGCUCCAUAGGUAUUCCCAUGUUAGUGGUGGAUGUCUGCACCAGAUGUUUAAGAAGUUGCCUCCGGGCAUCUGUUAUUGUUAUGAGAUCACGUCUGGAAUGGCUAGACUCGUAUUUGCCUUGGACUUCACUUCUCCAGGACCAGAAUUGCUGCAGAGGAUGCCUUGGCUUACCGAGAAUACGCACAGCUUAAAGUACAUUUGUGAUAUUUGGCAGACACUCUUAUCCUUAAAGCUUAACCAUGUUACAGAGGAUGUAGUGUUGGGAGUCUUGCCCAAGGACUCAUUGGUGUAGCAUGGAGAAUGGAACGUCAGUAUGGAGGCCAGUGGUGUUAUCCUGUACGCUACACCACCGGCUUGCUUUAGCAUAUGCUAAUUUAGCCAGUGGCUUUUGCACAGAUGCAGUGGACCUAAAGACAUGACGGAUUGGCUGACUACAAUUGUUGGUCCUCAAGCACGCUGCCUUGCAUUCUGAGCUCUACAAAACACACGUUGCCUUGAUUAGCUUUCUUGAUACAAGCCAAGAAGAUUUCACAUUUGUGAAUACUGUCUUUAUAUUUAUACUGCUUUCUGACAAAGGCUCUUCUUAGUUCAGUACUGGAACAGCUUGAUUUAAUCAUGUUUUUAUGAGCAGGAAAAUUCUGAGAAUAUUUUCUAAGUUAUAACUGUACAUCUCCUUCGUGUAUUUUGAUUCAGUGUUGAUUAUUUUUUGCGAUGGAUGUAGCAUGACUCUCAUUUCUUAAGUUAAAUACCUUUGAAUACGUUUCUUUGUUGUUUACUGUAAUUUACUGUAUUUAAAGUACCUCCUGAACUAUAUUGUCUUUUGUAGUGUUACUUAAUUUAUUUGUAAAAAUAUGCUAUAUCCACCACCUGACCAGCUCUUGACCUUAAAAUAAGCUUAUAUUGUAAUAUUUAAUAAAAUCUCUCUUCUACUCUUCCA
This is a messenger RNA of Colossoma macropomum (tambaqui), 6363 nucleotides long. RefSeq names its product T-lymphoma invasion and metastasis-inducing protein 2 (gene tiam2b). Gene Ontology annotation, molecular function: guanyl-nucleotide exchange factor activity; protein binding. Gene Ontology annotation, cellular component: membrane; synapse. Lineage: Eukaryota; Metazoa; Chordata; Actinopteri; Characiformes; Serrasalmidae. Bases 45 to 3641 code for a protein of 1198 amino acids. The transcript has 23 exons. Gene Ontology annotation, biological process: activation of GTPase activity; positive regulation of axonogenesis; small GTPase-mediated signal transduction. The record is from RefSeq and is a predicted model, not a curated record.